Thlaspi arvense is the source of this 753-nucleotide messenger RNA. NCBI's taxonomy places the organism in Eukaryota, Viridiplantae, Streptophyta, Magnoliopsida, Brassicales, Brassicaceae. The record is from the annotation of a GenBank genome assembly.
AUGAUAUCCUAUACGUAUACCGUGAACAUUCAGCUGGUUGUGUACGGGAAACAGAUCAUACCCGAUUCGCUUGCAGGCCUAAGGACACUAGAGGAGCUCAAUGUUUCCUCUAACAUUUUGAAGUCCUUGCCAAACUCUAUUGGAUUGAUGGUCAAUUUGAAGAUCCUAAACCUGUCGGGCAAUAUGCUUAAUACUCUUCCUGAAGCCGUCAUUCACUGCAGAUCACUAGAGGAGCUGGAUGUAAGCUUUAACAACCUAACACAUCUGCCUGUAAAUAUUGGUCAUGGACUGGUGAAUCUCAGAAAGCUUUCAAUUCAACUGAAUAAGAUCCGGGUCUUACCAUCUUCGAUCUGUGACAUGUGGUCGUUGACCUAUUUGGAUGCUCGCAUGAAUAAGCUUUCAGGCCUUCCAUAUGCAUUUGGAAAAUUGCCAAAUCUUGAGGUCUUGAACCUGAGUGCUAAUUUUAGAGAUUUCACUGCGCUUCCAGAAACAUUUGGCAACCUACCUAACCUCAAGGAUCUGGAUCUAAGCAACAACCAGAUCCGAGCCCUUCCCGAGAAUUUUGGUUGUCUGGAAAGCCUAAGAAAUCUCAAUUUGGAUCAGAACCCUAUUGUAAUUCCUCCAAAGGAAGUUGUAAGUAAAGGAGCUGAGGCUGUGAAGAAGUUCAUGAUGAUCGUGCUCAAGAAAUAUGCGCAGGCUGCGUCUUUGAAGGACUUGAAGUUGACGGCAUGCAUUGGUGGACGACGCCGCUAA